GAAACAUCCCUUCACACGAUAUCGAUAUUCUUCACAGAGGUUUUGGUUCCAUUCUACACGGUGCCAGUGUUUUUGUUUUCUUGUUUUGUUGUUUUCUAUUGCUGCUGUUGAUACCAUGCUGAUUGUUUUCAAAGCUUCUGUAUUUGUGAUGUGUUCGAUACUUUUCGCCGCCUAAUUCUCGACGCACUGCUGUUAUUAGUGAGCCGAAGUGCAAGUUCGCUGCUCAGUUUAAAAAGCUGAAAUCACAAAAUCAGCGGAUUACUAUAAUACUGCUGCUGCGCCUGACAGAUCAACAGCUUUGUCCCUCUCCUUCAGUGUCGCAUCGCCCUUUUAUCGUUCUGUCAAAAAAGGCCCUGUUAUCGUUCUUUUCCGUCUUAUCUGCCUGUAUUAUUUUUUUUACCCCCAUCACAAUGUCAUCGCGAGCGCAUCGCCUAAUAAAGGGCGCCGUGCUCAACUUUGCUCGCUCGCCGGGCGACAUAAGGACCACAGUGGGCAACAUCAUAUCGCGCGGUAAACAGGUCCAGGAUCUCGUGGCCAACCAGCCCAAGCCCACGUUUUCAAACACAGUGGCGCCGCUAGCAAAUUUUGAAAAUGACCAAGUCACCUUUCUGCAGAACGUCAGCGCCGACAAGAGCGUCCGCGAUGCCAGCUCAGAGGCCGAGCAGCAGCUGGGCGCAUUCCGCAUCGAAUCGCUGAUGCGCGAGGACGUGUACAAAUCUGUGCGCGCGGUUUUUGAUAACAAAGCGGAGAUGACUGCGCUGGAGCCCGAGGACCGUUUGCUGGUCGAGAAGAUGGAGGAGGAGUACCGCCGCAACGGCCUUGCUCUCAGCGCCGAAAACCGUGACAAGCUCGGUCAUAUCAGAAAGCGUUUGUCAGAGCUAAGUAUCACGUUUAGCCGCAACACUAACGAAAACGACGGCCGCAUCCUGUUUACCCGCCAGGAGCUUGGGGGCUUGCCGGAAGACUACUUUGACGGCCGCACUACCGAGGUAGUUGAUGGCGUUGAAAAGUUUGUGGUCACGACAAAGUACCCCGACCUGGUGCCUACGCUUUUGGCAACAGAGGAGUCGCGGUGUCCCGAGAAUAUCGCACUACUGCAGGAGGCAAUUGGGCUGCGCGUCGAAGCUGCGCGGCUGCUGGGGUACACGACCCAUGCCGAGUUUGUGCUCAAGCAGAACAUGGCCAAGACGCCCCAAGCUGUGCUAGAGUUCGAGCACGAUUUGCGCAACAAGCUCGAUGUUCUGGCCGACAAGGAGAUUAAGGAAAUCGAAGCGCUCAAAAGGGCAGAUAACAAGGCAGUAGACGCGCCCUACGAGGGUCUGUUCAACUGGGACUUCCGCUAUUACUCGAAUCAGGUCAAAGAACGCAAGCACAAGUACUUCCCGAUGAAGCAAGUGACGCGCGGCGUGCUAGACAUUUACCAGAAAAUGCUCAGUCUGCGGUUUGUCAAGGCAACCAACGAUGACUUUGUCGGCCACUUCUACCUUGAUCUGUACCCGCGCGACGGCAAGUACAACCACGCCUGUGUCAACCCAAUCCGCGCUGGCUUUGCGCACCCCGACGGCUCGCGCGAGUACCCGGUCGCGGUGAUGCUUGCCAACUUCCCCAAGCCUACAUCCGCGGCGCCCGCGCUGCUAACGCACGACGACACACUGACGCUUUUGCACGAGUUUGGCCAUGUCUUCCACCAUAUCUGCGCCGAAACCAAGUGGUCUCACUUCCAGCUUGACAGCGUGCAGAUGGACUUUAUCGAGGCGCCAUCACAGAUGCUUGAGAACUGGGGCUGGGAGCCCUCGGUGCUGCGCCAGUUUGCCGUGCACCACAAGACAGGAGAGCCCAUUCCUGAGGACCUUGUCAAGCGCCUUGUUGCUGCCAAGAACGAGGGCGCUGGCUUGUUCAAUUUGCGCCAAGUGUUCUUUGGUCUGUUUGACAUGGCCAUCCACAACACCGCCGACGGCAAUGUCGAUGUCAAAGCAGUAUACAGGGAGCUUCGCGAAAAGACCACCCAUGGAACCUGCGGCGCUGCGACCUUUGGCCAUAUGAUGGGCGGGUACGACGCUGGUUACUACGGGUACCUGUGGGCCAAGGUCUUCAGCUCCGACAUGUACGCCUCGCGCUUCCUCAAGGACGGCGUGGACAACCCGCAGACCGGGUUGGAUUACCGCCGUGAGAUUCUGCUCCCUGGUGGCAGCCGCGACGCGUCAGCGUUCCUCGAGUCGAUUGGACUGGCAGAGCAGCAGGCUUAAAAAGUCGGAUAACCCUCACGUGAUUUUCCAGCCAAUAGAAACAGCGAUUGAGCCUCUUUUUGCUUUAUACGCCAAAAUCUCGUUUUUUGGCAGAAAAUUUUUUCGUGCUUUAAACGCAAUUUCAAGACUUGCGAAUUUGCCAUUUAAAAUUUUACUCACAUAUUUAGCAUAGUUCCAAAUCUUCACGACGCCUAAUUUAAAUCGAAGCGAAAAAGGUGGGGGAGCUGUAAAAGCAAAUUUCUCUUUUUAAAUCGCAGAGUGCAUAAAUCUAUUUUUUUUUACUUCUCUUCUUUUUUGUCGACCGAUUUUUCUUUAAAAGCUAAUCAGCACUUUUUUAUAUUAUUUUCAGGACA
Molecule: messenger RNA, 2599 nt
Organism: Kickxella alabastrina
Lineage: Eukaryota; Fungi; Kickxellomycota; Kickxellomycetes; Kickxellales; Kickxellaceae
Exons: 7
Coding region: 411-2246 (611 amino acids)
Biological process (GO): proteolysis; peptide metabolic process
Cellular component (GO): mitochondrial intermembrane space
Molecular function (GO): metalloendopeptidase activity
Source: RefSeq, a predicted model, not a curated record